This is a messenger RNA of Nerophis ophidion (straightnose pipefish), 8149 nucleotides long. It is a transcript of the gene palmdb, whose product is annotated as palmdelphin b. The transcript has 5 exons. Gene Ontology annotation, cellular component: cytoplasm. The record is from RefSeq and is a predicted model, not a curated record. NCBI's taxonomy places the organism in Eukaryota, Metazoa, Chordata, Actinopteri, Syngnathiformes, Syngnathidae. Bases 33 to 2390 code for a protein of 785 amino acids.
UGAGGAGACAGCUGCAGACUGACAUCCACAGGAUGGAGAAGGAGGUGGAGGUCUUGGAAGAGGAGGAACUCAACAUCUCCGCCAAAGAAGACUUUGUUCUGAAGAGACUAAAAGAGGUGGAGAGGACUGCUGAGGACAUCAUCAGGAAAGCUAUCUCUGACAAGCAGGAAUCAGACGAGCAAGAACUGCACGGUUUCAGCAGUACUGAGAAGACCAGGGUGGACCACGUCACCAUGGAAACCACUGAACUACCAGAAUUGGAAAUGGGGAGCGAGGAGGACGUGACUGUGGCUGAUUCACCUGACAAAGAUAUCAUUUUUAACGUGGACAGUGAAGAAGUUUGUAUAGAUACCGACUCGCCGGAUUUCAAUGACCAACCAAGUUCUGGGAAAUUGUCAACCAGCCCUGGAUGCCCCGAGACCAGCGAUUCCCAUGACUUAGACUUCAAUGAGGAACAGGAAGUCGUAACGCUUGAAGAAGGACAUACCGAGCUCCAAAGAAAUGAGUCAAUGGCUUCUUCAGUGUCGGACACACUCUCCAGUGCUGAGAGUGUUUAUGAGAAUGAGGCUUCGUGUAAGAGGCAAGAAACAACAAAACAAGAACCAGAGCAUGAUUUGGAACCGUAUUCUGAAUCGAAGGACGACUCCAACCCAGAGAGUCUCCACGAAACAGAGGAAGAGAUAGAACAAGACACAGACUUGGACCAUUACCCGGAUCCACACCUUUUCCCAGAUGAGGAUUAUGAACCUCAUCUUUGCGAUGAUGACUUCCAAAAUUUGGAAGUAGAUGCAGAGGAAGACCCUGAAGACCCCGAAAUUCUUUGUGAGAGUCCUCUUCCAGAGGAAUCAACGCUGGCACAGGACACUGAAGAAGAUGCUCUCAGCCAGUCCUGUGGUUAUCUUGACCCCGAUGAGAUCGAUGAAUGCCUCAGUGUUGAGAUUGCAGCAACUUCAUCGAAUAGUGAGGCGAAUGAAAAAUGGAGAACCAUCUUUUCCUCCUCUAUAAACAAAGAAGAUGAUGACUCCUAUUUGGACAGUCUUCAGUUGAGUGCACAGGAGCUCUUUGUACAAAAAGUUGAGGUGAUUGACUUUGAAGAUGAAGAAACCAACCACUACGACGAAGUCCAAUUUCAGGUUCCGCAAGUUGAAGAAGUGCUUGAACAACCGGACUCUGCUUUGUUAUCCACCUCUCCACAGGAAGGAAAAUGUAUCUCGUUAGGCCCGCAAGUUCUGUUCAAAAUCUCCGAAGAUGAAAACGAAAAUGGGAAAGAGGACGGUAAUCCUUGCAGCGCUCAGAGACAGAACUCCCAGAACUCCGUGCCGGAUCCAAACAGAAAACUGCCCAAAGAUUUCUGUGUCAUACAAGAAACAAAGAGUGUCAACGUCAGCACAGAACACGUCGACUUCCAGCUGGCUCGACAACAAUGGCGGGCCAUGGAAGAACAGACCAAAAACAAAGUCGUCUUACCAACAACCAAGCAGACCAGCCUCCAAUGCAGCCACAACUGCAUGUACACACCAGUCCGGAACAUUGAAAGAACAAAGAGGACAUCACAGGAGCUGGAAAACCUGACUCUUGUCGGAGAUUAUUCACAAUAUAGCCCGUGCUCCGAAGACUCCGGCUUGGACGAUUCAAGCUACAGAUCUCCUAAUGAUGACCUCGAAACACCCGUGGAAAAAGAGAUUCGCCUGUCGAUGGAAAGAGAGGAGAAUUUUAGGAAAGAGAGGAGUCUGUCCAGGAUGGGCAAGUCUACGGACACUCUGAUCAGCACUCCGAUGCGAGGCAUCCCAAGAUCCAUCAGCACUCCUUUGACUCCGUCCUUUAUCAUUACGUCCUCACCCACAAGGGAACCGAUGAAACAAGACGCCUCCCCAACAAAUAUCAUCAUACUGGACCAGAGCAGUGAUGUCAACUCCAGCCCGGGAUGUGGGGAAUGGUGCUGCGAGGACAGCAGCUCCAACGUCAUCAUUUUGGAGACCUCCAAUCUGAUUAUUCGCAGCGCUUCAGAUUUCUCCCUCAACAAAGCCUGUGAGCCCCCAGAGAAAAUGUUCACCAGCAACCCUUUCUUCAAGUUGCGCUCCAGAAGCACGAUGUCGCUGGUGGACGAGGAGAUCAUGAUUGUGAAGCAGAGGGAGGAGGAACUCAGGAAGGAGCGGGCAAACCUGUACAGCAAAGGGAGGAUGUUGGCCAACAACUUGGCCACUUUGUCCUUGGACUUUCCAGUCAAGUGCAAGUCUUCGCCAUCAUCGCCAAUGAAAACAGCCAAGAUGGAUCGAUCUACUUUGUCCUGUGAUCACAGAUUCCUGGAUGGUUUCAGCGGCGGACGACGCAAGAGCGCCAUGGCCCUGCGCUGGGAGGCAGGCGAGUUUACCAAAAAUGACCAAGAGUGAAAUCAUCUGCCGUGAAUAUUUUGUCCGCGUUGCAAACAUUUCUGCCAAUGCUUACCAAAUGUGGUGAAUCAGUGUUUGAUUAUUGCUUGAACGUGUUUGUGGCUGCAUUCUAUUCCAAGUCUGGAACUAUCUAACCAGGAACAACUCAAGGGUGUGCAAUGUUUACAGAAAAUAGUCCAAUGAAGCACUUUUCACAUGUUUCAUUGUGAUGAGCUUUCCACUGACUGGUGUGCUAAGAAGCGAGUGUAACGCUUCCGUGUUUUUGUGUCGGCCGUACAUAAGUCCGCUAAUCUAAGGAAGUAAAUCCAGAGCCUCGCGUACCAAAAUGCUCGCAACCGAGAAAUGCAAAUAAAGGUUUGUGCAUCCUGAGCAGGGCGGGGGUCUCAAACACACUAAAUCUCUUCUUCAAUCACACGAAUGAUGCAAACUCACUUUGGGAAACAAUCACAAUCUUUGAUCAUCUCCGGGGGAAUUCAAACUCAAACGUUUUACAUUCAUGACUAAAACCUACCUAAAACCAUCGUUGGAAUCCGGACCAUUCCGGUUCCUCCUUUAAAUUCCGAUUCCCGACGACUCUCGAGUCCGAUUCUUUCAAAGUAAAAGUAGAACAAGUUUCCUCCAUAUUGAAGCUGUUAUCAUAUAUAUCUGAUUUAUUAAAGACUUACAAAGUUAGCGAAUAAAUAAAUAUGAUCAAGAUAGUAUCAAUCUUAUGGAGUUUGCCAUUUGCAUCGAGGAGGAACCACAGAUCGCUGCCCCAUCAACAACAAUUCUAACAAGCAGACUUUGUGAAAGCCAACUUUGGGAAAAACGAUGAUCCAGAAAUGUAUAUUUUUGAGCCCGAACACAAAGAGGAUGAGCAAUACGUUUUAGAAACCUAGUGAUGGAUGCAGUUUCAUGGUGACACUAUAGCAUUAGCAUCAAUGCUAGGUGCUAAACAUACAAACUAACCAUAAUAAAACAAACACACACUGUAAUAUCUCAACUCUCGCUGGGAUGUCAGCCAACAUAAUUCUGUUUACAUGAGGAUUCAGUCACAAUCCUCAUCAAGGGUUUACAAAAACAUUUGUGCAGGAAGCGUAUUUUUGUGUCUAUUUUGCCAUAUUUUGAAAGUGGACCCGCCUGUGAGUCCAUGGCCACAUUUGUGAGAGAUGCAUGAAUUAUAAUCUAAAAUGUACUUUUAGCACGUUUGAGAGCAAGCAGAAGCAGCUAAUACUGUGUCAACAAUAGCAGCGUAAGCUAGCAUUAGCUCACUGUUAUCGAUGUGCCGCUAGAAUAGUCCGUCUGCAUAAGCACUCAUAAUAACAAUAUCACUCAUAUUUGGUUAUUUCUCAGGUCGGAACAUGUAAAUGGAGGACCGUUGGAACUUUCUGGAUGUUUUUUAGGGAGUAUAAUGAGAGGACCCUCCACCUGAUGACUCAAUUGUUGCACAUUUUAUAUAUAUAUAUAUAUAUAUAUAUAUAUAUAUAUAUAUAUAUGUAUAUAUAUAUAUAUAUAUAUACAUAGAUAUAUAUAUAUAUAUAUGUAUUUAUACAUACAUAUAUAUAUUUACAUACACAUAUAUAUAAUGUAGAAACAGACACCUUCAUAACAAUAUGUAAUAUGUACACACUGCAAGUGUAUAUAUAUAUAUAUAUAUAUAUAUAUAUAUAUAUAUAUAUAUAAAUAUAAAUGUAUGAGGCUGAAUAUACUGAGGAUGAACUGCUGCUUAUAGAAGCCAGCACGAAAGAAGAGUAAGACAUUGGAGCAGAUGGGAGACGAUAAAGUGAGGUGAAAAUGACUCGAAGCUGCAAAAUGUGAAAUUUGAAGCCAAGCUAUUUCAACAUAAAUGGAGUGCUUAACCAAAUAAAUAGGAAUAAAACGUCUUUGGCUAACUGUACGAAAUACACAACUGACCAUGUAGUGAGUCACACUUUUUAAUGAUACACACAGCAUGUCAUGUGUGUUAUUACAACUACAGUACAUACUAGCUGUGUAUAAACAAAAUAUGAAAUAAUACUUUACAGAUACUGUAAUAUUUAUGUUUUUCACUCAGUACAGAAUACUGUUCUAUCACAGUGUUGUCUAUUACAAACUCAAACAAAUUUUGUGUUGAUGCAAUUGCUAGCUAAGCUAGUUAACUUCCACGGCUAAUACGGAAACAUGCUAAUGUGUUAGCACGCUAGAAAAAAGACUUCCUCAAUGUUCACUUUUACAAUAACAAUGUUGCUACACUUUGUUAUUAUACAUGUUACACAAGGUCAAUCAUGUAUUGGUGACACUUUUUGAAUACAUUUUUAAAGUCAAUUAGAAGUAGAAUUGGUUGCUAACAUUAGCUGCAUUGCUAGCUACUUGAAACAGGACCAUUUUUGAAUGUUGAGAAUGCUAACAAAUAAAUUGUCUCAUAAAACGAUUGUAAAGGAUUUAAAAAAAGGUGCACUUCCCUUUGAAGUGCUGCUGUGUCCAGGGCAGGAUGUCAGUUUGUAAACAAGAAGAAGAAGAAGAAGGUGACUAAUUAGUGUUUGAGACUCCUGACCUCAACUUUGUUCACCAACUCUAGGAUGCGGCCGCCAUUUUGCUAUUGUUCUUGGUGUCCUAUUUAUUGAUAUUUACUGCACUAUUUCUAUUUAUUUGUCUUUUUUUAACUUGCUGUUUUUGUUGAAUUGUAUUUUGAGAGUAGAAAAGGUGAAGGAUGAGGAAGAAUUUAAGCUCUUUUUAGCACGCAAUGUAAACAUUAGCUUAGCAAAACUGGGCCUUUAAAAACACAAAAAAAUGGUUAGCUAACCUACAAAUUAUUAUCGAGCCUAAAAACUGUUAGCUAACCUACAAACUAUUAGCUAACCUAUAAUCUGUUAGUUAACUUUCAAACUGUUAGUUAACCUACAAACUGUUGGCUAACCUACUGUACAAAUUAUGAUCUAGCCUAAAAAAUGUUAGCUAAUGUACAAACUGUGAGUUACUUUACAAACUAUUAGCUAUCAUACAAAAUAUGUAGUUAACCUACAAAUUGUUGGCUAACCUCCAAACUGUUAGUUAAUUUUCUAACUGUUAGUUUACCUUCAAACUAUUAGUGAACCUACAAAUUGUUGGCUUCUGAAGGUAUUUGUUUGUGUUAUUUGUUCAUGGUUUAAACUUGUCAAAAAAAACAAUUUUAGGCUGACUGAAUAAACCCCGAGAACUAAAUGUGUGUUUUUGUAUUUGGUCAAAUAGCAACUUCUAUCCAAGCAAAGCACACAAACUUUCAAAGUCUUCAAAUGAUAAGUGAGUCAACUCUCAAUAUCAUUUGAUGCUUCUAGUUGAAAUGGGAACAUACCUGGGGUCUCCCUUUCUAUAGCACUUUAAACAACUGUCUGUAUUCUCACCACUGAAGUUGGUUUCUAAGCCAAAUAACAAGUGUCAGACUUUCAUAACGUGUCACUUUGACAAUUCUUACUGUUUUAAAACAAAAUCAAGUUAAAUAACAAGUGUCAGACUUUCAUAACGUGUCAAUUUGACAAUUCUUACUGUUUUAAAACAAAAUCAAGUUAAAUAACAAGUGUCAGACUUUCAUAACGUGUCACUUUGACAAUUCUUACUGUUUUAAAACAAAAUCAAGUUAAAUAACAAGUGUCAGACUUUCAUAACGUGUCAAUUUGACAAUUCUUACCGUUUUAAAACAAAAUCAAGUUAAAUAACAAGUGUCAGACUUUCAUAACGUGUCAAUUUGACAAUUCUUACUGUUUUAAAACAAAAAUGUGUUAGCAUGAAAUGUCCCGAUCUUAGCGAUGCUAACAAGACAAUCAACACCAUUUGUUCUUGCUUUGGUUGAAAGUUGUAAAAAAAACAACAACAUUAAAUAUGAUCACGCUUCAAUUAGUCCUACUUUGUGGAGUCUUUAGAAAGCUUCUUUAGGCCAAGCAUGACAAUGAGAUUUGUGCAUCAGAGACAGACAGAAUGUUACCUCACUGAAAUGUUCUUGAAUUGUCUUUAUUGACAUUUAGUUGGUUUGUUUUGAAUGAGGUGGACUUUCCUGCUGGAUGUUUGGGAUGAAGGUGACGUGUGCAACAUUUUGUAUUUCCAGCAAGUCCUCCUUGUGCUUCAAAUGUCAUCUAAGAUCACAUCCAGGUUUGAUUAUGGACUUCUUGUGUGUACUUUCAUGUCUUAUUCAAGUCAAUACAAAGUUAUUAUUCUUAUGAAAAUAUCAAAUAUUCAUACGGCUGCCAAAGGGAUAUUUACAGGAACAACUAAACAAUUAUUGACAAUCAUUCUUAUUGUAUUUGUGCACAUUCCAAUGAAACUGUUCCACUAGCCAGGGAUUAUUAUUAAGAACUGUAUUAUUAUCAAGAAGUGUAUUAUUAUUAUUAUUAAUAACUAUAUUAGUCUUGUGAACGACUCCAUUCAAAGAGUCAUGAAUCUGAUCACUGACUUUGUUUAUGACUUUUAAUGUCUGGAUUGUUAUUAUGAUUGUUGUGUUUGUUAUGAUUGUUGUCAUGUUUGUUAUGAUUGUUAUUAUUGUUGUUUGUUAUGAUUGUUUUGAUUGUUAUGUUGUUAUGAUUGUUGUGUUUUUUAUGAUUGUUAUGUUUAUGUUUGUUAUGAUUAUUGUGUUUUUUAUGAUUGUAUGAUUGUUAUGUUUGUUAUGAUUGUUAUGUUUAUGCUUUUUAUUAUUGUUUUGUUUGUUAUGAUUGUUAUGUUUAUGUUUGUUAUGAUUGUUUUCUUUGUUAUGAUUGUUAUGUUUAUGUUUGUUAUGAUUGUUGUGUUUUUAUGAUUGGUAUGAUUGUUAUGUUUGUUAUGAUUGUUAUGUUUAUGCUUGUUAUAAUUGUUUUGUUUGUUAUGAUUGUUAUGUUUAUGGUUGUUAUGUUUGUUAUGAUUGUUAUGUUUAUGUUUGUUAUGGUUGUUAUGUUUGUUAUGCUUGUUAUGUUUAUGUUUGUUGUGGUUGUCAUGAUUAGUAUGAUUGUUAUUUUUAUGUUUGUUGUGGUUGUUAUGUCUGCGAUGAGGUGGGGACUUGUCCAGGGUGUACCUCGCCUUCCGCCCGAUUGUAGCUGAGAUAGGCACCAUCGCCCCCCGCGACCCCAAAGGGAAUAAGCGGUAGUAAAUGGAUGGAUGGAUAGAUGGUUGUUAUGUUUGUUAUGAUUGGUAUGAUUCUUUUGUUUGUUAUGAUUGUUAUAAUUGUUGUGUUUAUGUUUGUUACGUUUAUGUUUGUUAUAUUUGCUAUGCUUGUUAUGUUUGUUUGUUAUAUAUGUUAUGAUUGUUAUGUUUGUUGUUAUUGUUAUGAUUGUUAUGUUUGUCAUGAUUGUUAUGUUUGUUAUGAUUGUUCAUGUUUGUCGCGAUUGUUAUGAUUGUUUUGUUUGUUUGUUAUGAUUGUAAUGUUUAUGUUUGUUAUGAUUGUUAUAAUUGUUAUGUUUAUGUUUGUUGUGUUUGUGUUUGUUAUAUUUGUUAUGCUUGUUAUGUUUAUGUUUGUUGUAUUUAUUAUGAUUGUCAUGAUUGUUAUGUUUGUUAUUAUUGUUAUGUUCGUCAUGAUUGUUGUGUUCGUUAGGAUUGUUAUGUUUGUCAUGAUUGUUAUGUUUAUGUUUGUUAUGAUUAUGUUUGAUUGUUAUGAUUGUGAUGUGUUGAAUGUACAAAAUAUAGUUCAAACAAUAGUUCCAUAGUUUUCCUGUAAAAAUCCCAAUAUUCCACUGUAAAUAUUUGCUGCUUUGACUUUGUGUCUUUGCUUUGUGUUACUUCUUAUGAUUGUCAUGCACAAUCAAACAUUACACAACUAAUUGUCCUGUUUCAACAUUUGUGGAACAAUAAAAUAUUACACACAA